Lolium perenne is the source of this 926-nucleotide messenger RNA. RefSeq lists its product as uncharacterized. NCBI's taxonomy places the organism in Eukaryota, Viridiplantae, Streptophyta, Magnoliopsida, Poales, Poaceae. The record is from RefSeq and is a predicted model, not a curated record.
GCAAUAAUCAUAAAUAUGGGCAGGGAAAAACCCGUAACUGCAGGGCAGUGCGAAAUUGCGGUUUGAUUUUUUCUCCUCAAACACUCCACGGCCACGCCAUCGUCGCCCGCCGCCUAUAUCCUCUGAUUCCUCCCGGCUCUCUCUCCCUCUCCACCAACCGCCGCUCGUCGCCUCUAAAUAACCGGCGGAUCCGAGAACCGCGGCGGAUUCUCGGCGACGACCGACUGCCCUACCACGUUGAGGGUCGGGCACUCGGGCGGAUGCGGGAGGGCGACCAGGGCCGCGACGAGGCGCGGCAUGAGCCCGAGCCGGGGUGCGGGGGCGAGGCGGCGGGGCAGGCGGCGGCGGACUGCGCCGCGGUGUGCUGCUGCUGCCCCAUGGCGCUGCUCGAGGUGCUCCUGCUCGUCGCCGUCCGCCUCCCCGCCGACCUCCUCCGCCGCGCGCGCCAGCGGCGGCGGAGACAGCGCCGCCUGCGGCGGAGCGGCAGGGGCGGCGACGCGUCGCUGUCCGGGAGCGCCAAGGCGAUGAUCGCGGCGGUCGACGCGCUCGAGGCGGACGAGGCGGCGGCCGGCGCCAGGCGCGCGCAGGCGGAGGUGGAGGCCGCGUCGGAGCUCGAGCGGGAGAUCAUGGCCUCGAGCCUCUACGGCGCGGGCUUCUGGCGCAGCGCCUCCUCACGGUCCAGCUCCUGCGCGUCCUCCGCGCGCCGGCCGUGAACGGCGGCGGCCACGUCAACCUCGUCUUCCCCGUCGAGUGUGCUUGCUUGUCCGUGUGCGCUCUGGGUGUCUGUUAGGUUAGCAUCCUGGUACAGCAAGCGAUCGUGCGUGCACACGUGCUGUAUGAUUGUUGUAGGAUCCAUUGGUGAUGGACCAGAUCACCAGAUGUAGUGGAAAGGGCAACUGUGGUCCUCAGCUCCUGUUGAUCGCCUA